AUAUUUGUUAAGUUCAAAAAGUAGAUCAUGUUAUUUUGGUAGUUUACAAUUUUUUUUUUAUAACAUAAUUGCGUUGUAAAACUUUCAAUAUAUAGUCAAUACUUGAAAAAUAACACGUGUAUAAUCACAGAUAUGUCUAGCUUUUUCGUCAAAACACCUGGAUUUUGUGAUGACUGUGGGUCGAUACUACCACGAUUGCGUGAAAAGGGUGGCGUAACGUGUUACGUGUGUGCAAGAGUAUUCUCAGAGGAAGAAGCAUUUCGAACAUCCAAAGUGGAAACUUGUAUUAAUUUCAACUCGCAAGAGGCAAAAAAGAGGAACAUUAAAGAAGAAAACAAACAUGAUGAAGAAGAUGAUGAUGGACCUAUAGUUGAGAGAAUAUGUCCUAAGUGUGGAAAUAAUAGAAUGUCUUAUGCUACAUUGCAGUUGAGAUCUGCAGAUGAAGGGCAAACUGUUUUCUAUACCUGCACUUCCUGCAAGUUCAAGGAAAGUGAAAAUUCAUAACAUUUUGUUUUCAAUGUUGAAAAUCCAGCGCUGCUUCUCAAAGUUUUAUAUCUGUUGGAA
Molecule: messenger RNA, 564 nt
Organism: Leptinotarsa decemlineata (Colorado potato beetle)
Lineage: Eukaryota; Metazoa; Arthropoda; Insecta; Coleoptera; Chrysomelidae
Gene: RpI12
Product: RNA polymerase I subunit RpI12
Biological process (GO): DNA-templated transcription; termination of RNA polymerase I transcription
Cellular component (GO): RNA polymerase I complex
Molecular function (GO): nucleic acid binding; zinc ion binding
Source: RefSeq, a predicted model, not a curated record